Molecule: messenger RNA, 1320 nt
Organism: Plasmodium malariae
Lineage: Eukaryota; Apicomplexa; Aconoidasida; Haemosporida; Plasmodiidae
Product: ubiE/COQ5 methyltransferase, putative
Exons: 2
Coding region: 1-1320 (439 amino acids)
Biological process (GO): ubiquinone biosynthetic process
Molecular function (GO): methyltransferase activity
Source: RefSeq, a predicted model, not a curated record
AUGAAAGCUAAAAAAUUAUGCGAUUACUACAACUAUAACCGUUUCAGAAAGAAAAACAAUCUGGUUUCAUUUUUAAGGAGGGAACUGAAGUCAUAUAGCACAAAAAGCGAUCACUUCAGUAGCAAUGAAAAGCUGUACAAUUUUGGAUUUCAAAAAGUAACGGAGGAAAUAAAAUCAAAGCUUGUAAACAACUUAUUCAGUAAGGUGUCAAAUAAAUAUGACUUGAUGAACGAUUUGAUGAGUCUGCGCUUGCACCACUGUUGGAAGAACGAGUUGGUAAAAGAAUUAGACUUAUUUUUAAAAUAUCAUAGUUAUAAUAUGGAAGAAGAAAUGUACAUACAUAAAAGGGAUACCAUAAAUGAAGAUAAGAACAUGGAAAUGGGAAAUUUUCACAAAAUGUGGAAUGAAGAACAAUAUUCAGAAGAUCCCCAUAUAAGGGAAAGAGAAAAAUACGAACAUGGUCAGGAAAAAUAUGAACAGGAUAGAGAAAAAUACGAACAUGGUCAGGAAAAAUAUGAACAGGAUAGAGAAAAAUAUGAACAGGAUAGAGAAAAAUAUGAACGGGAUAAGGAAAAAUAUGAAAAGGGAAUGGAAAAAUACGAAAAGGGAAUGGAAAAAUAUGAAAAGGGAAUGGAAAAAAGUUCAGCAUCACAGGAUGGGGGAAAAAUGCAUUCCUGUAAAAUUUUAGAUUUAGCUGGAGGUACAGGUGACAUCGCUUUUCGAAUAUUAGAAAAAUAUAAAUAUCAUUUAAAAAAAAGAAAAAGUAGUAAUAACAGUUAUAGUGAAUAUUUGUCUGAUGAGAUGUGCAUAAAUUAUAUGCCCAACAUAAUUGUUUGUGAUAUUAAUAGUGAUAUGAUUAAAGUAGGAAUAGAAAAGGCAAAGAAUUUAAAUUAUGACAAAUAUAUAACAUGGUUAAUUGAAAAUGCUGAAAAUUUAAAAUCUUUUGAAGAUAAUUCAGUAGAUAUAAUUACCUUAUCAUUUGGUAUAAGGAAUUUUACAAAUAUUCCAAAAGCUUUAAAAGAAGUACAUCGAGUUUUAAAACCAGGUGGAAGGUUUUUAUGUCUUGAAUUUAGCAAAGUAAAUUGUGAUGUUAUAAAUAUUUUUUAUAAAUUUUAUUUAAAUAAUUUUAUUCCCUUACUCGGGAAAUUAGUAGCAAAUAGUGAGCAUUCAUACAAAUACUUAGCAGAAAGCAUACAGACAUUUUUAACUCCUGAUGAGUUAUCUCAAUUAAUGCAUCAGUGUAAUUUUAGAAGCAUUUCUUAUACAACCCUGUCCCUAGGAAUCGUUGCUAUUCACUCCGCGUACAAGUUAAUCAUAUAA